AUGCAGGACGCGUCGCGUGCAGAGCUUCGCCGCGGGGAAUCCCGUGCGUGGCUGGGGCUAGUGCAUGUGGCGCCGCGGCCGAGACGACAAGCAAGGCGCUUUGCUGCAUACUCUCUGCUUUGCUGCAUCGUGGCUGCGCAGCGAGGAUCCGCGUUCAGUCGUCUGCGUGUUGGGGUCGUACUUGGUCGCGCCGCGCCGUGCUGGGCGAGGCGGGUACAACUGGAGGCAGCUGCUGACGUCGCAGCCGAGGAGUCGGGUAUCAGCCAGUUUGACCAUGUUCAGGUGUAUCAUUUUGUGAGGGCGGCGGGCCGAGGGGCCGCCGGCCAUGGAAUACUUCGUGCUCUUCUUCCCCGUCCUCGUGGAGAUGGACGCCCUGGCGGCGGCGACGCCCACGACGGCGGAGCCGGGAGCGCCUGUGGUGGCGGCGGCGGCGGCGGCGGCGGAGGGCGAUAG
Gryllus bimaculatus (two-spotted cricket) is the source of this 453-nucleotide messenger RNA. Lineage: Eukaryota; Metazoa; Arthropoda; Insecta; Orthoptera; Gryllidae. The record is from the annotation of a GenBank genome assembly.